Messenger RNA from Trichoderma harzianum CBS 226.95, 1014 nucleotides. RefSeq lists its product as hypothetical. The transcript has 5 exons. Bases 1 to 1014 code for a protein of 337 amino acids. The record is from RefSeq and is a predicted model, not a curated record. Lineage: Eukaryota; Fungi; Ascomycota; Sordariomycetes; Hypocreales; Hypocreaceae.
AUGGGAUACACCGGCCGGCUCAAGGACACCAGCAAGCACGACAACAAGGGCAAGAAGUGCGUGGUUGAACCGAACACUUUCACCGAUGCUUCCAUGAAAGCGAAUGAAUCUUCAAUUGUUUUGACUCCUCUUAAGACCGAAACCCUCAGACACAGCGUGGAUGCUAUUCCACAUCUAACAACAACGUCUCAAUUGUACCAAGGCUACGUGGGUGAAAAGGCUGUUGAGCGUGGAAUGGCCGCCCAGGUUCUCGAGAGAUGGGUUCACCGUGCUAAAUGUGCUCGCUAUAACAAGAAUGAAGGAUUGGGGACAGCGUAUCCGCCUUUUGAGACAGAGAUUGGCAUCAACCCUGUCAUUAAGGGUGCGUUUCUCAGCGAUGAUGACCUCACUUCAAUAACCCGCCAAGUUCACAAUACUGGAGACUUUGAAGUCUUUGGGGGCCCAAAUGUUGGAGAUAUCGAGGCAAAGCCUGCCUACACUUUCCAAGAGGUGUUGGGGAGAGUCGUCGACGGCCACGACCAUGAUGGCGUCUGUGGAACUCAGGCUUGCCAUCUUUUUGGCAUAUCGCCAGGAAUAGGCUUCGCCCUCUCCACCGACUCUGCCAAAUCUCUCGACGAUUCCGACAGCUUCGCCACCAACGAAUCGACGCCGCCAACUAGCCCAGACAUUGCGACAGGCGAGCACACGCCUUCUCCCAAGCCGAAUCACCUUUCAGGCUACUUUAAGUAUUCGACCAAGCCCGCUGCCCCAGUCGAGCCCGAGCCUACUCCGAUGAUUCCCCAGCGCUCUCCUACGCACACCAAGAACAACUCGGUCGAUGCCGUUGCCAGGUCGCAAUCCAUAUCCCGCAUUUCUCGAGAUUCAGAUCUGUCUGCCGCAUCCCGGAGUCUGCAGGCCUUCUCCCGAACGCCGUCCGUAUCCGCGUUUGAAGCGUUUGUAUUUUUUGGGCGGAAGGUCGAUGAUCUAUUCUGCGGGGCCUCGUUUCUAAGAAUAGCUGAGUUGGUGAUAAUGUAA